Molecule: messenger RNA, 2839 nt
Organism: Brachypodium distachyon (stiff brome)
Lineage: Eukaryota; Viridiplantae; Streptophyta; Magnoliopsida; Poales; Poaceae
Product: probable LRR receptor-like serine/threonine-protein kinase At2g16250
Exons: 4
Coding region: 197-2488 (763 amino acids)
Biological process (GO): protein phosphorylation
Molecular function (GO): protein kinase activity; protein binding; ATP binding
Source: RefSeq, a predicted model, not a curated record
GCUUUGGCUGCCACCUGCGCCAGGUCAACUCUCGCAACCAUUUCCGCAAACACCUCUCGCGCACGCCUCUGUUUCCAUCUCCCCCAUCCCCAUCCAUGGCCGCCCCCACGCGCCCUAGAUAGCCGGUGGAGACUAGUAGUCGGCGCCAUACAGUUGCUUCCCCUGCCGCGUGGGGGUCCUACUACCGUUCCAUACCAUGCGCCGCCUCCUCCUCCUCCUCCUGUUCCUGGCCGUUCUGGCGGCGGCGCAGCAGCAGCCGCAGCCGCGGGCGUCGCGGGAGGACUUGGCGGCGCUGUACUCCCUGCGGGCCACCCUGGGGCUGCGGGCGCGGGAGUGGCCGGCGAAGGCCGACCCGUGCGCGGCCUGGGCGGGCGUCGCCUGCCGCGGGGGCCGCGUCGUGGGUGUCACCGUCGCCGGGUUCCGCCGCACCCGCCUCGCCAGCCGCGCGCCGGCUUUCGCGGCCGACGGGCUCCGCGAGCUCACCGCGCUCGAGCGCUUCAACGCAUCCGGGUUCCCGCUCCCGGGUCCCGUGCCGGCAUGGUUCGGCGCCGCCCUGCCGCCCUCGCUCGCCGUGCUCGACCUCCGCUCGGCGAGCAUCAAUGGGACCCUCCCCGCCGAUCUCGGCGCGUCCGGGAACCUCACCGGCUUGCUCCUCUCCGGGAACCGCCUCGCCGGCCCGGUUCCUCCGUCGCUGCUCUCCGUCAGAGGCCUCCGCGUCCUUGACCUCUCCGGGAACAAUUUCACCGGGGAGCUGCUGCUGCCGCCCAACGUCUCGGUCGCCGCCGCCGCCGGGACUGGUGGAGCAGGAGGGUUCUUUAACGUUUCGGGGAAUUCUUUGUAUGGUCUUGCCGGCGAUGCCAUUGGGGUGCUCAAGAGAAGGUUUCAGGUGGUCGAUGUGUCCAACAACUACCUCGAUGGAAUUUGGGAUGGAUCCGAUGCAACAGUGGAUGUCAGCAUGAAUUGCUUCUCUGGUGUGCCUGGUCAGCGCAGCAGGGCUGAUUGCGAGGAGUUCUAUAGGAGGCAAGGGGUGGAGCUUUCCAAUGUUCCAGUCCCCUUACCUUCUCCACAGCCAUCACCGGAGAAGAAGACUAGUCGGAGGAUCUCCAAGAAUGUACUGAUUGGGGUUAUUGCAGGCGCGGCAGGGUUGGUGGCUAUUUUUCUGGCUGCAUUGCUGUUCUGUUUUAUGAGAAGGAGGAAGCAAAGAGUUGGCAGGAGAGGAGUGGAUACAAACGAGGAAGGCGCACGUGGAACGCGUAGGAGGGACAGCAGCGUAAAUCCGGUGGCGUCAUCUCCGGUAGCAGUGUCCCCGAGAGCUGACAAUACUCAUAAAGACGAGGUUGCCGUUUUUGGCGAGCUGACCUAUGAGCAGCUGGUCCACGCUACCGGGGGAUUUAGUGACGGCAACCUCCUCAAGCAUGGGCAUUCAGGAGAUAUCUACCAUGGUGUCUUGGAGAACAGCUCACACCUCGUCGUCAAGAAGACUGGUGCAAAGAGUAUCACCAAGAACGAAUUGGACUUCUAUUCGAGGUACUCGCAUGAGAGGAUUGUUCCGUUGCUAAGCCAUUUGGCCAAGGAUGACGAGGAAUUUCUGGCCUACAAGUAUAUGCCAAAGGCGGACUUGACAGAUGCGUUGCACAAGAAACCUCCUGUGGACACCGAAGAUGGCUUGCCCUCAUUGGAUUGGAUAACUAGACUGAAGAUUGCUAUCGGUGUGGCUGAGGCCAUGUGCUUCCUUCAUGACGAGUGUAGCCCCCCUCUAGUUCACAGAGAUAUCCAAGCUAGCAGUGUGCUUCUUGAUGAUAAAUUUGAAGUGCGACUCGGAAGCAUGAGCAGCAUAUGCGCUCAGCAAAGUGCGGGAAGCCAGAAUGUUUUCUCUCGAAUACUGAGAUCAUCAAAGUCCCUUGACAAGAACACAUCAGGCCCACCAGCAACUUGCUCCUACGAUGUUUACUGCUUUGGGAAGGUGAUGCUUGAGUUAGUAACUGGCAAUUUUGGUGUGAGUGGAUCUAACAAUUCUGGCUCCGAGGAGUGGUUGGCCAACAUCAUAAAUCGCAUCAACAUAAAUGACAAGGAUAGCAUUACAAAUAUCAUUGAUCCUUUGCUCAUCGUCGAUGAGGACCAUCUUGAAGAAGUAUGGGCAGUGUCGAUUGUCGCAAAGACAUGCCUAAACUCAAAACCAUCGAGGCGACCCUCUGCUCGCUAUGUUCUGAAAGCCCUGGAGAACCCGCUAAGGGUGGUGCGAGCGGGUUCCCGUUCAAACUCCGCAAGGCUCAGGAGCUCAUCAUCCCGAAGCUCCUGGCAGUCUGCUUUUCUGCAGGGAAAUCGGUACCAGAGCUACGAAGCCAUGUCGCCGUCAGGGCGAAUGCUGGACCGCAGAGGUUCAGUCAGAUCGCAUGUCAGCGGGGGAGAGGCUUCCUCGUCCUUCAAGAGAGCUGUGCGGGAGAUCCCUUCGGACCCGCAAGUGGUGGAAGAGGAAGUUGCUUUAUAGGAAGAAUAGAAAACAUUCAUCUGGGAUUCGUUUCAGGCAUUCCUGAAUUCUUUGUUACCUGUGUAUAAUCGUCAUCUGAUGUGCAUGGCUUGGGUUUCUCAAACGUGAGAAAAACUGUGCAUAAAGAGGGUCGUGGUUUUCUUUCUUCUCGUUGGGGACAUGGUCCGUGGUGUUUUCAGAGUGCACAUAGAGGGCAACAAUCAGCCUGACAUAUGGAAUUCCUUUUGUUGACCAAAUGACAUUAAGUUUGACAUGAUCUGUAAUACCUAAUCUGACAGGACAGAUAAACUUUACUUUGGGCCGCCGAAAGGGACAUGUUUUUAAGAUGAACAGAUGCAUGAACCUGUGUAA